AUGUCGACCGCAUCUAUGUCGCAGCCGGCACCUCUAAUCGAAACCAACAAAUGCGGCCCGUUCACGGGGAAAAGUCCAGAAACAUCGGUGAUUUGGGAUCGCUUUGUCGAAGAGUACCUAAUAAAUCGUGCUACAAAUGAGCUGGAACCAGAGUUGCGCAUUGGCUCUAAUCACAUCCGUCUUUGCGGUCUUAGGAGAUGGAAGGCCGGCAAAGAGGAGCCCAAAGGGUCCGCAAUGAACAUCGAACAUUUCCUUCACCUUCGCGCUCUUGUCCAGAACCAUGUCAAGGAACCACUUCCGAUCCAAGAGCUGGUUGAUCUGAAGUACCUCCAUGCUGCUGAGGAGUUUUUGAAGGAAUGGCCGGAAUUUGAAAACUACAUUGACCAAGUUCCCAUCAUUGACCCAGCGGUGGAUGUUGACAGCCUCGGACUAUUCGCUGGGGCGAAGACGAUGCAGAAUCAAGUACUGCUCGAUGCUUACCUGAACGUUGCCCAAGAUGACGCAGACUCAUUCGACGAAUCUGUAUCGGAGACACCUUUAAAGAAGGGGCGCUAUAAUACGAAUUUCUACGGAAAACCACCAGACAACGACGCCGCCGACGAGCAAAUCGUCAAUGAAUCCCUGAUUUCCUAUGCCUCCGCACUCACACGAAGGUGGAUGAUCGAGAAGACCGCAGCCUCGCCCUCUGGCGCCGACCAGACCCCAUCCAAGGGCGCCAUACCAACACACGAUUGGAUAACAAUAGCAGACUGGACAAUGUCGCGGGACAGGUUUUACAUCCAGGAACGCGUAAGAGACAACGACGCCACACAAGAUAGUCACAUGGCGGGCUUGAAACCAACCGCGAGGAAUGUGGGCGACGGACACUCGUACGGUCGGAUCCUGACCAGCGAGACAGACGGGUCGUUAUACCGCGUAGGUCCAAACUCAACAGAGACCCUUGCAAUCGUGGAGUGCAAGAAACGCUUGAGAACGAAGAAUAUGGUCAAGAUCGAAUGGCAGGAAGCGGCGGAAGUCGUAGCCUGGUUGAACCUACGGCUUCGCACGGAGUCUGAGGACCGCAACCUGCAGGGUGGAGGAAGUUUGUCACCUAGGAGAGGAGUCCUGAAGCCGAAGCCAGCUUACAAAAGCUCCGCAGAAAAGUCCCGUUGUCUGCUCCUUGCUCAGGACCGGGAAGAGAUACACAUUAUCAUCGGAGAGUGGGAUGCAAUGUACGAGGAAUACAUCAUUGAAGGUAAACUCUCAAAGACCAACAUCGACAAGCUUGAUCAGUUGAGAGCCGCAAAGGAUCCGGCGCCAAGCGUCGUGCUCUCCUUUUUCUCGAAGGAACUCUCCUCCCGGCUCCAUACAGCUUCCCCCUCAGCGAGGCGAGCCGUGCUGCCCCGGGUGCACCUGUGGCUGCAACUGCGGGCCUCCCCUAGGAGUUCCGGGCACCUCCGAAUCUCCGCCGGGGCCUCCAAAGCCGCCGUCGGAGACAUCGGGGACACGCAGGGGCCGGCAGCAGAGCCCCCACGAGGGAUCAGUACCAAGGGAGGCGAGCAACAAGACGCCGUCAAUCUCUACCAGAAGCUCUUCCUCUUCGGGAAGACCGGAUCCGACGCCGAGUAG
Molecule: messenger RNA, 1608 nt
Organism: Diaporthe batatas
Lineage: Eukaryota; Fungi; Ascomycota; Sordariomycetes; Diaporthales; Diaporthaceae
Exons: 4
Coding region: 1-1608 (535 amino acids)
Source: RefSeq, a predicted model, not a curated record